AUGUGCCCGGAAUUUCUCUUUGAAGAUGGAGAAAUUAAUAUUCUCAUAAAAUCUUGUUUAAAGUGUUUAAUAUUGUAGAAUUUAUCGCGAUUUAAGUGUACCAUAGUAACAACGUCGGAUAACAGGCCGUUUAAACCUGUUUAAUUUGUAAUAUAGUGAUUUUCCCCGUAAUAAUAUUAAAUAAACUAUAGAAAUUUAUAGUUUCCCUAAAUUUUAGUCCUAAUGUGUAAUCAAACACACAGUACAACUUUCAUCUCAAUAAAUGUAAAAUAACAAUCAUAUCAACCUGUUAACUAAUGUAUAAUUAAGGUAGAAGAAUGGAGUUUUCUAAGGGUAAGGAUUUUUUCGCGAAAAAAUUCGAGUUUUUACAAAAAACUGGGCUUAAGGGGAUAGAUAAAGUACUCGGAGAACAAAGUAAUUUAAUACCCAACGCCACUACUGCCAAUCAAGUUAACACAGCCAGCUCAGUAAGUAAUAUUAAUGCUACGAAUGAAGUGGAGAAUAAGGACCCGAAUGUUGGUGCUGUUGAGGGUGAGAAUGUGCCUCAGGAGGGAACCGCAGGAACUCCAGAGGGUAAUGAGAUAAAGGAAAACUUUGACGAUGAUUUACUUUGGAGUAAUCAGUACACGUAUGAUGCCUUUAUUGACUCGUUGAAUACUCAGUACGAAGAACGAGGAACUAACAUGCAGGAGAAGAGGCAUUGGAGUUAUCCAAGACGAUGGAGUGUGAAGUUGUUUAAUCUUAAAAUUGUUAAUUUGUUACCUGAGAGUUUAAGUUGUUUUGCAGAGUUUGAUUUUGGCGGUACAAGAGAUGAGUGCAGAGUCCAAAUCGGUAGCUCCAACUACAUUCUAAGCAGAGGAAAGAGUAAGAAUUAUAUAAGAACACCUGUUCUAAAGGACAUUGAGAAGGAUCAGACGAGGAGUUUCCAGUGUUCUCACUCAUUUGAGUAUCGUGGGAGUUACCUGGACUUGGAAAAUGAAAAGCUAAGAAUUAAACUUUGGAGCUGUAAAAAGUACACAGUAAACAGUCUUGUAAGUAUUUAUGACCAAUUCCUAAUCAAGUUUGCUGAAGGUGAUGAACAUAUAGAAAUCCCAAUGUACAAGUACAUUGAUAACCAGAAGAAGUUAACCUGUAACUUGUCAUUUAACUUAUUUUUCCAAGAACUCUACGACUUUGAAAUUAACUUGAUAAAUUUUAAAAUUAACAACGCCAUUUCCACGUAUUUUCUCUUCAAUUAUCUACAACUUCAUCUUUCCAAACUUAGUGAUACGGAAAAUAGUAACACUGUGAGUAACAGGGAGGGUACGAAUAACUAUGUGAAUGAGUGGAAUUUGUUGGAUAAAAUGAGGUAUAGUAUUUUUAGAACAAAGAUGGAACGGAAGAUGAAGAAAAUCAAGGCUAACAAGAAGAAGGAAAAGGAAAAGGAACAACAAGAGGACGAUAGUAGUGACGAUGAUUUCGAUGAAGACGAUCAAGAGGAUAAUCAGGAAUCAGGUGACUCCACUACAAAUGUUGAACCACCAACUACGGACCCCCACUCAACACAACCAACACAAUUACCUCAACAGUCACCGCAACAGUCACCGCAACAGUCACAAAAAACCUCGAAAAAAAAGAAGAGGAAGAAAAAAUCCAAGGCUGGAGUGGGUUACAAGAGUACAGACGAAGACAAGGAAAAAAAGGAUAAAGAGACGACGUUAACAUUCCAAAGUGACAACAACGAGUACAUUACAAUUUUGAGAGAUAAUAUCAAGUUUUUUGUGCAGGUUGGGAAGUACGUGCCAUUUGUGUGUGAAAUUGAACCCUGGCCCAGAUUAUUCAUAAGACUUAAAACUGACAGCAUGCACCUGAAGAAUAUGUCACUGUUGUCACACUCUGUGAAAAACGCAUUCAGCUGUGAGUGGGAUAACUUGGGAGAGAUAGUGUUCAGAGGUACACUGAAUGAAUUAUGUAACUCACACCUGGAAAUAAAGUUGAUGGAUUGGAGUGCGCCAAAAGCGGCAAAUUGUAUAGGAGUAGCUACAAUACCAAUGGAAUCCAUCGUAGACUAUCCCUACAUAAGUAGUAGACUGUACCCGCCAGAAUGGCUUAAACUUAAAAGUCAGUAUGAGGGCUGGAAUGAUAAAUUGGAUGAUUUGCAGCUGGGAACAGUAACUGGCACAAUGAUAGUUAACCGCAAGCCAAGAUAUAGACAACUUAGAGGUACUAACAGACCAUCAAGUUCAAGUCAUCUGCUCAUAGUACAUAUUAACAAUAUUGACCAAUUAUUGGCAAACACGCAAGAAUCUGUAGAUUCUUACGUCGAAGUUACGUUUAAUAAUGUGACUCUGAGGACUAAUUUGUGUAAAGACAUGCUGGGUCCAAAGUAUAAUGAGGAAUUGUAUAUCCCAAUCCCACCAGUGACAACUUAUGAAGAGUUAGUUGAAAUGGGCUCCAUUAAAAUCACAGUUUGGGGCUACAUUAUGGAAAAGUUAAAUUAUUUCGGGAGCUGCGAAGUAACUGUGGGUGAGGUUUACUAUAAUAAGAAUGUGCUCAGACCACUGACGAAGAAGAUGCAUAACCUGAUGGACUCAUUCAAGUAUGAAGUUACUUAUGAAACUAUUGUGUUCACGACUUCGAAGAAGCUGUAUCACUAUCAAUAUAAUGAACAGGACCAUAUCUCAAACAUUUCAUUCUCAGCCUGGUUCUAUCCCCUCAUUACUCCGUCCAGAAGUUCAGAAAUUGGGAGACUCUCCAAUCUUAACCCUAAUUUUAGACCUGAUAAUGUUAAUCCUAAUGUUAGACCUAAUAGUGUCAGAGUGAGUAAUACUGUUAGAGCGGGUAAUUCGGGAGAUUGGGAGAAGCUGAUUGAGAUUUGGAAGAACAUUUGUAUGAUUUCAAAUAAUGAAAAUUUCGCAGAGUUGUAUUAUUUUUAUGACCAGUUUGGGAAUAAAAUGUUCCCAACUAGUUUUGUACAUCCGAUACACUCACCACCGGCUGUUGACAGUGUUAAUCACAUGUUCCACUUCGUCAACUCAAUACCGUUUGUAAAUAAAAAGUUACAAAACGUUUUCACCAUUGAUUUCUUGUUAAAGUUGAAGACCGGUAGUAUCAUUGAUCAUUGUGUUUUAUUUCUCAGUUUUCUCAUUAAUUAUAAUCCCAAUUUCGAUGUCUACGCCGCCAUCGGACAACAAAAGGAUAAAAAAUUCAACGCAUUCCUCAUACAAUUUUUGAAAUCCCGGGCUGAUAAUGUUACCGAUGGUACUACUGACGGUGUUACCGACACUAUUAACGGUGUUGAACAGAAGAAUAAAUUUGACGUGAUGGUGAUGUAUGAUUUUAACAUGAAGCAUGGCAAGAAAAUACAUAUGGAGAGGGAGGUAAUGAAGAGGGAAGUGAAAAAGUCAAAUUUCCAGACGAUAAAUAUACUAUUUAAUGACAAGAAUUUAUGGUUAAAUGUGCAGAGCAGGAAGGAUAUCGCAAGCCUAGACUAUGAUAUUAAUAAUAUUAACAACUGGUACCCGUUCAUUCCAUAUAACCCUACCAUGCACAUUACUAAAGAUUAUUAUCACAAAAUCAUCACACAAAUCAACCAACACAUUAAUUCCCAUUCUGGCGUCAACACUGCUGUUAACCCCAGGGUGUGUGACACGGGCGAGAGAAUGGUGUAUUAUAUAAACUGGCACAGGAAAAAUGAGUAUGUGGUGAAUAUAAUAGAGAAUCGAAUGUUAGAGGAGCUGAAGCGUUACAUAAGUAUGUACAGAAGUGCGCAGAACUUGGUGACUAACUUCAACGCCUGUCAGAAGUUACAGGAGUUUCUAAAACGCUACAUCAUCAUGGUCCACGCCAGAGAUACGAAUCACGAAGAUAAUUUGGAAAUCAUCAAGAGUCAAAUUAGUGAAUGGAGAUCACAGCUGGAAAAUAAAAUCCCAAGAGGAUACAGAAUAUUGAUUAGGACUGUAAGGUUCAACACUAUAGACUCUGGGAACAUGUUUGACGUAAUAAAACAUAAGCUGGAUUUUCUAGAUUCUAGGGAGAGCACAAGUAUCUUUGUGGUAGCUCUGAAGAUAUUUGAAAUGUGUUCUGACCUUUUUAGCACAUACUUCCUCAUAAUGCAUGCGAAUAAGAUCGAUGAGACUCUGAGGAAUAUAAUUUUACUUCAGACUCACGUGGAGGACAAGGUGAGGAGUAGGGCACCGGAGGAUUCUGAGGAAGCUCAGAAGAAUAAAACUCUGGAGGAAUUGGCAUUUGAAAGUAAUGUUGCAGAUGUACUGUAUGAUCCUGAAGGGACUGGGAAGGCUGAUGAGGACCGACUUCAACGUAUAAGGUCGCUUAAAUCAAGAUUUAACUCUUCAAAAUCAAGAUUCACUUCUUCUAAAUCGAGAUUUAGUUCGUUUAAAUCCACGUUGGAAUUUGCCAGCGGCUCUGGAAGUCUUGUGCUGAGCGAGAACAGCUCCACUGAAUACAUCACAAUGUCAUCACGACAGUCGGAAUUCUAUGAGAAUCUAAAAGAUGAGGAAGUGCUCAAAAUGGAUUCUUACGAUUUUACCGAAAAAUCAAGCCAUAGACAUGAGAAAUCCAAACACAGAGAUGAGAAAUCCGACCACAGAGAUGAGAAAAUGAAGUAUAGAGAUGAGAAACCCAAGGGUGGACGUAGACCUGAUAGUUCCAAGUAUAGAGAUGAGUAUUCAUCAAAUUACACCUUCAGUUCUAUGAAAACUUAUACCACAAGUAGUCUUCAAGAAGCUUUGUCCAGUGGCACUUUGGUCAGCGGUUUCUCGAUUAGUAGCCUAAGCGGUAGUUCAGGUUCUAGACUUGAUACCAAUGUUCUAAGCAGCAGCACAUAUACCAACAGAUUAGACUCAGGAGAUACUUUGAAUUUAGGAGAUAGAAUAGACUUAGGAGAUAGAAUGGAUUCACGUAGUAGUUUGAAUAGAACACUGACAAGUAGUACAAUACUGAAGAAAAUCCUUACAGAUUCUGAUUUAACUAAUGAUUUUGAGAGUCACAAGACCAUUAAUGUUAAUUUGUACUUGAAAAAGAUCUUGACAAACUCGUCAAUCACAACCGAAACCAACAAGGAUAAAAUUAAAGAUACCAAGAUUAAAGAUACUAGGAUUAAAGAUACUAAGAUUGGUGAUACUAAAAAUGAGAAUACGAAGAGUGACGUUAGUGACAGUAGUAGUGAAAUAUUUAGUUCAUUGAGUUCAAUGGAUGAUACAAUGAGUAGUAGUGUUAGAGUAGUGAAUAAGAAGUUACCGCUCAAUAGUAAAAUAAUCAAGAAUAAAAAGAGUAAUAAUUCACUCAGUGAACUGGACAAAUUCUCUAAUCUCAACACACUCAAACUCAGUACACUAAGCACUGGUAACACUGUUUUACACAGGAAUGAUAAUAUCUUUCCCAGCCCAACUAAUAUCGAUCAAACUAGUUCCAGCACUAGUAAAUCCAUCACUAGUAGUGUAAUAGAGUCGAGUGGUGUAACGGAUUCGAGUAGUUUAUUUACUAGUGAUUUAUUCUCAUCAAGUCGUAGUGCCGAGAAAUCAAUUAUUCAAAGUAUCGGCAGGAGUUCAUCGAAUCGUUCUCAAGGCUUGGGAAUGGGAAGUGGAAGAGUUACAACACCGAGUCUCACAAAAUCACUUUCCAGCAGUAAUAAGCUCAGUAGCAGCGGUAAACUCACUAGUAGUGAUAGAAUUAGUUCUAUCAGUGGUAAGACUGAAAGUAUAUUUGAAAGUGAUCAUAAAUCCUUGGUUAACAGUACUCAUAGUAGACCAAGUAGUAAACUAAGUUCUGGUAGUAGACCAAGUAGCAAACUAAGUUCUAGAACUGGUGUUAGUGUGGUGAAUAGGGUUGAAAAUAGUUUAAGUAGUGGUAACAUAAACAGCAUAAUCAGAAGUAGCUCUGCUACUAGUUACACUCACAAUAACUCUGUAAACAGUUCUGUGAAUAAUUCGGCAAAUGAAUCUGUGAGUAGUAGUUCUGGGUUUGAGGAACCUACGCAUAGAAAACCUUCGUUGAGAAGUGAGAGUAUAACUAGUGUUACUAGUACGAUUACAAGUAGUUCCUUCACUUCCAAUAAUAAUUUGGAUAACUUCAAAAUUAUCAAAAACUCCUCCGAUACCAUUGGUCAACAUACAAUUAAACAUGGUCACACCUCAAUCAAUGGAUCUGGUAGUAUAUCAGUUAGUGAACAAUCUGAGGCUACUGGUGAUACGGACAGUUCGAGUAUUCGUACUAUCAUAGCAGAUGAAGAAAGUACAAGUGAUUUCUCAACUACUUCUUCAGGCACUGGGAUCUCAUCAAGCACAUUAACUUCCAGAUAUUCCAACACCUUUCUCAGCUCCAAACACACCAUUAACAUGACAAAGUCGCUAACACACGCAUACACAAACAAUUCUACAAUACAACCAGAUGACUCCAGUGCACUAUUAGAUGGUUCAAGUGUACAAUUGGAUGACUCCAGUGUGCAGGUGGAAAGUACGAGUAAAGAGGAGGAUACGGUAACGGGUAGUAAUGAGUAUGUGGAAAGUUGGUCAUCAUUGAAUGAGAAUAGCGAGAGUAGUAGUUACAGAAGUUAUAGAAGAAUUAACCCGUACAGUAACUUCCUAACCUAA
Messenger RNA from Theileria parva strain Muguga, 6590 nucleotides. RefSeq names its product C2 domain protein. The record is from RefSeq and is a predicted model, not a curated record. The transcript has a single exon. Lineage: Eukaryota; Apicomplexa; Aconoidasida; Piroplasmida; Theileriidae. The coding region runs from base 318 to 6590 and encodes 2090 amino acids.